CCUCAAACAUAAUAUGGAAGAAAAAAUUAUGAAUGACCAACCAACAUUAAACAUAGGAACGAUUGGACAUGUAGCACAUGGAAAGUCUACAUUAGUCAGUGCGAUAACCAAAGUCAAAACAAUUAAAUUUAGAUCAGAACUUGAAAGAAAUAUCACAAUUAAAUUAGGAUAUGCAAAUGCAAAAAUUUAUAAGUGUAAUAAAUGCCCAAGACCCCAAUGUUACCAGGCCUUUAAUAGUACCUCACCUAAAACCAUGGAAUGUAAGUGUUUAGGAACUCUAACUCUGGUUAAACAUGUUUCAUUCGUUGACUGUCCAGGACACGAUGUUUUAAUGGCUACCAUGUUGAAUGGUACUGCUAUUAUGGAUGCAGCCAUCCUUUUAAUUGCUGCUAAUGAGCCUUGUCCUCAACCUCAAACACAAGAGCACUUGUUUGCUGUAGAAAUUAUGCAGUUAAACAGAUUUAUCAUUAUUCAGAAUAAAAUAGACCUUGUUACAAGAGAGCAGGCCUUGGAACAAUAUGAUUCUAUCCAAGAGUUUCUUCAGACUACUACUGCCAAUAAAAGUCCAGUUGUACCAACUUCUAGUCAACUUGGUGUAAAUAUUUCAGCGGUUUUAGAUUUUAUAGUAAAUUAUAUUCCAACGCCUGUUAGGUCACUUAAAGAAAGACUUAAAAUGGUUAUAAUUAGAUCUUUUGAUACCAAUAAACCAGGUACUCCAAUUUCUGAGAUAAAAGGUGGUGUUAUUGGAGGCUCUUUAGUAUCAGGAAAGCUUAAUUUAGGAGAUAAAAUAGAAAUAAGACCCGGAUUUAUUUACAAAACAAAAGAGAGAAUAAUUUGUAAGCCAUAUGUUACUGUUGUAUGCCAACUUAAAUCUGAGAAUAAUAAAUUAGAAGAAGCUUACCCAGGAGGGUUAAUUGGUGUAGAAACACAGCUUGAUCCUUCAUUAUGUAAAUCUAAUAAGUUAGUAGGUCAGGUAAUGGGAAAGUUUGGAGAACUACCACACAUUUAUUCUGCAGUUAUAAUAGACUUUACACUAUUUCAGAAAAUUGUUGUUCAAAGUAAGGAAUGUAUUGUAGAGCCUCUUAAGUUGAAAGAAAAAUUAUUUUUGAAUAUAGGAAGUGCUAAUACAGGAGCAAUCAUAACAAGUUUAGAAGGAAGUCGUGUUAAUUUCAAACUUUUCUAUCCAGCAUGUUGUGAUAAAAAUGAAAGAAUAGCUAUUAGUAGAAAACUUGGAGGGAAUUGGAGAUUAAUAGGUUAUGGUACGGUGUUUGAUGGGAAACCAAUCAUUCCAGAUUAUAAUUAUGUCAUAAGUGAGACUCCAGAGAAAUAAAUAAUUUAUUAAGAAA
Dimorphilus gyrociliatus is the source of this 1346-nucleotide messenger RNA. NCBI's taxonomy places the organism in Eukaryota, Metazoa, Annelida, Polychaeta, Dinophilidae. The record is from the annotation of a GenBank genome assembly.